ACAAGUGUGAUGCAUUUUUUUGGGGUUCUUUUUUUAUUUUUUUACACUGCUUUGCUUUUCAGACUUUUAGGGAAAGGAUUUUGGAGACACGCUUUUUUUUCUGCUCCGCGGAACCCCGAGGAAAAUAUUAUUGUUUCCAUAACUGCAUAACUUUUGUUCAUCUCGACGGGAACGCGCUCGGUUAACGGAUCAACAUGCCUCGGUCUUUCCUGGUGAAAAACAAAAGGUGCUCGUCGUAUAAUGUUCACCGAUCCCAUGAAGACGAGUCUGAGGCCCCGGCGUGUAACGAAGAAACACAGGAGGCCCAGAGCACGGACUCCGAAGACAGGCUCCAGUCUUGCCCCGAGGACCACUGCUCCUUCGCAAAGGAGGAGCCAGAGCUGGAACGGCCCUUACCUGCUCACCCGGAGCCAGCCAGACCCCCCGUGGCCCCCACACAGCCAUACUACCGAAAUGCCCCCCAAGAGGCCCACAUGGCUGGAUUCGCUCCUUACUUCAAGCCGUCGUACGGCUGGGAGCCGGUGCCGUCCUCCUACAAGCUGCGCCAGAUGAGCUUCAGCCCCACGGUGCUGCAGCACACCAGCAACCUGUACGGCCCGCACAUCAGCCGCAGCCCGCAGCCCCAGCAGCCUCUGGACUGCAGCACGCACUACUCCCCCGCCCUGGAGAACUACCACUGCAUCGCCUGCGAAAAGGUGUUCUCGACGCCACACGGCCUGGAGGUUCACGUCCGGAGGUCGCACAGCGGGACCAGACCUUUUGGCUGCAGCAUCUGCAGGAAGACCUUCGGCCACGCCGUCAGCCUGGAGCAGCACAUGAACGUCCACUCUCAGGAGAAGAGCUUCGAGUGCAAGAUGUGUGGCAAAUCCUUCAAGCGCUCCUCCACCCUCUCCACGCACCUGCUCAUCCACUCGGACACGAGGCCUUACCCCUGCCAGUACUGCGGCAAGAGGUUCCACCAGAAGUCCGACAUGAAGAAGCACACCUACAUUCACACCGGUGAAAAGCCCCACAAAUGCCAAGUGUGUGGCAAAGCGUUCAGCCAGAGCUCCAACCUGAUCACCCACAGCAGGAAGCACACGGGCUUCAAACCCUUCGGAUGUGACAUUUGCUCCAAGGGCUUCCAGCGCAAGGUGGACCUCCGGCGGCACCACGAGAGCCAGCACGGCAUGAAGUGAAGAGGAGCCGCCGUGUGUGUACGAUACAUUCCUAUAUAAACAAUAGAAACCCAUAUUGAAUUCUGAGUGAAGGCGAAAAUCUCCUGUAUAAUUAAGAAAUUACGAAGUUGAUGAGAAUGUACAAAUGAAAUGAGAUAAUAUAUUGGAAGCGAUCUUUCAGAGUUUACAUGUGCCGACGUCAUUGAGUUUUUAAAAUAUGCUUUUGGUAUUUGAGGACAUAUUUUGUUGGUUUCCUAUCGUUUGUGUAUAUGCUUGAUGCAGCGUGUGUUUUACCGGCUGGCGUCCGGCGCGUGAGCUGCAAAGGCGUUCGCUUGAUAUAAAGACUUAAAGAGUGAGAAGCAGGGAAAUCUUGAUGGUUGACCUUCUAGAAUAAAGACACGCAAAGUGAAAUGUGUUAUAAAAUCCUUUGCACCUUCCGGGCAAAAAAACACUCACGCAGCGUUUAUCUAAGACGAGCAGUGCAAACACACUUUGAACUAUUAGCAUUCACCUCUCUUUCAUGUGUGUGUGUGUGUUCUUCCCCGCCGCUCUCACACGUCGCUAGCAGGAUGUAGAAUGACUCGCGGCCGGCGGCCUCGGGUGUGAAGAUUUCUCGCUGGGGAGCGACGCUCUGGAACGCCACGCAGGACGCAGUUAGCAUCCGCUACGUUCGCUUUGAAGCUCAGCGACUUCCAAAGCAGGCUCUAUAAUCUCAGUGAGAAAAAGAAAAAAAAACACACACACACACACACAAUUAAACAAGCUGUCAGAACACACAAACGCAGUGUAAACAUUUGGCCUUCCUCAGUGCAUUGAGUCCUGUGGGGGGUGCAGGGAGUGAUGGGGGCAGAGCCGUUACCACACCCACAGCCUGCUGGAUUAACUUCAACAAACAACGAAGACUCACCACCUUCCUCAAACACCAAACCUGUUAGGACAUUAAGCUGCUCCAGGCAAAUCACAUCAUCAUCGGCGCCUUUUUAAAUCUGACAGCAACCGGAUGAGCGGUUGUCAAGAGUUUGCUCGAUUGCUUUGAUCUUUUUCCCCCCGAUUGAUUAGCAACACUUUCUUUCUUUCUAUUUGCGGCGUGGCUCUAUAAACUACUUUGAUACAUGUAUAGAGGGCUAAGUGGGACUAGAAAACACAUUAGAGGGGAAACGCUUCACCGGCUGCCCGUAGAACUGCUGGUCUACGGGGCCCUAAACGGUAUGGCUCGGAAACACCUUGCUGUCGGCCAAUCAGAUCGUCCAGCACGGGUCUCCUGAGCGCAAUGAGAAUGAAGUGGGUGCAUUUGGUUCCCUAAGACUCGGCGGUAACUUGUGUCUUCUUUGAAAAGCACCCUUGAAACUGCUUUUUAUCUCAAGCUUUUUGAUAGUUAAGAGUGCGUGUGUCCAGACUUAGGCUACCUUGUGGGGACACAUUUCAAGCUACCUUGUGGGGACACAUUUCAGGCUACCUUGUGGGGACACAUUUCAGGCUACCUUGUGGGGACACACAUUUCAAGCUACCUUGUGGGGACACACAUUUCAAGCUACCUUGUGGGGACACAUUUCAGGCUACCUUGUGGGGACACAUAUUUCAAGCUACCUUGUGGGGACACAUUUCAGGCUACCUUGUGGGGACACAUUUCAAGCUACCUUGUGGGGACACACAUUUCAAGCUACCUUGUGGGGACACAUUUCAGGCUACCUUGUGGGGACACAUAUUUCAAGCUACCUUGUGGGGACACAUUUCAAGCUACCUUGUGGGGACACAUAUUUCAAGCUACCUUGUGGGGACACAUAUUUCAAGCUACCUUGUGGGGACACAUUUCAGGCUACCUUGUGGAGACACAUUUCAGGCUACCUUGUGGGGACACACAUUUCAAGCUACCUUGUGGGGACACAUUUCAGGCUACCUUGUGGAGACACAUUUCAGGCUACCUUGUGGGGACACACAUUUUAAGCUACCUUGUGGGGACACAUUUCAAGCUACCUUGUGAGGACACAUAUUUUAAGCCACCUUGUGAGGACACAUUUCAAGCUACCUUGUGGGGACACACAUUUCAGGCUACCUUGUGGGGACACACAUUUGAAGCUACCUUGUGGGGACACAUAUUUUAAGCUACCUUGUGAGGACACAUUUCAGGCUACGUUGUGGGGACACAUAUUUUAAGCUACCUUGUGGGGACACAUUUCAGGCUAUGUUCUGGGGACACAUAUUUUAAGCUACCUUGUGAGGACACAUUUCAGGCUACCUUGUGAGGACACAUUUCAGGCUACCUUGUGAGGACACAUAUUUUAAGCUACCUUGUGAGGACACAUUUCAGGCUACGUUCUGGGGACACAUAUUUUAAGCUACCUUGUGAGGACACAUUUCAGGCUACCUUGUGAGGACACAUAUUUUAAGCUACCUUGUGAGGACACAUUUCAGGCUACAUUGUGGGGACACACAUUUCAAGCUACCUUGUGGGGACACAUUUCAGGCUACCUUGUGGGGACACAUAUUUUAAGCUACCUUGUGAGGACACAUUUCAGGCUACCUUGUGAGGACACAUAUUUUAAGCUACCUUGUGAGGACACAUUUCAGGCUACCUUGUGAGGACACAUAUUUCAAGCUACCUUGUGGGGACACAUAUUUCAAGCUACCUUGUGAGGACACAUUUCAGGCUACCUUGUGGGGACACACAUUUCAAGCUACCUUGUGAGGACACAUAUUUUAAGCUACCUUGUGGGGAAACAUUUCAGGCUCUUUCAACUGGACAAAAGUUGCGAGGCAUGUAGUAAUUAUUGCGGAGGGUCAUUCUUCAGGAAAUUAAUGUCAUUCAAUAUAAUGUCCCCAAAAGACACAUUGCCUGUGUGUAUGGGGGGGGGGGGCUGCCUUCUUUAUUGGGAAGAAAUGCUGGUUAGGUUUAGGGUAAGGUUAGUGUAAGGGUGAAGUAAAGGUUAAAGCUAAGGUUUAGGUUAGGGUUAAGUUUAGGGUAAGUAUCAAAUGAGGCUGGUAGAGUUUAUGGCUAGUGUACGUCUCCAGGAAAUGAAUGUAAGUCAAAGUAACGUCCCAAAAGUCAUGAAAGCCCAACAGUGUGAGUUCGCCUGUGCACAUUGGUUAUAAAUAAUUGUAUUUCAUGUAUUUGUGUGUUUGUGCAUUUUCGAAUAAAGUAUUUUGUAUACA
Molecule: messenger RNA, 4307 nt
Organism: Pseudoliparis swirei
Lineage: Eukaryota; Metazoa; Chordata; Actinopteri; Perciformes; Liparidae
Gene: gfi1b
Product: growth factor independent 1B transcription repressor
Exons: 7
Coding region: 195-1178 (327 amino acids)
Biological process (GO): regulation of transcription by RNA polymerase II
Molecular function (GO): DNA-binding transcription factor activity; RNA polymerase II cis-regulatory region sequence-specific DNA binding
Source: RefSeq, a predicted model, not a curated record